AAGCUCAGAAAAACGACAGUAUCUAUCAGUUGUUUCUCGUAUGUAAAGCGACGACGAUGGCGAAUCUGCCCGCACUGUGGUUUAUUGUGUUUUUACAAAUAUUUACUACUGCUCGUGGUGACAGUAAAAAGUACUGCACCAAAACUGUUUUGGAUUAUAAUUACAAAUAUGUGACUUACUGGGAGACGUAUGGCAAUUGGGAGGAAGAUCCCGAUUGUUGGUUUUUUUGCGACGAUAAAUAUGUGAUACACAGUUACAGAAGUGGAGAGAGAAGAAAAGUAAGUUACACCCGUAUGGUACAAGAUUGUUGUCCUGGAUACAGAAAAUGGAGUAUAAUUUCAAAUACACUCGAUUGUAAGCCGGUGUGUUCAAGAUCAUGCAUUAAUGGGCUGUGUGUUUUACCAGAAACUUGUCAGUGUGCAAAAGGAUAUAUAAAAUCAGAUCCGUAUACCUGCAAACCAUUCUGCUCCAGUGGUUGCCCACACGGCACCUGUAUCAGCCCUGAGAUUUGUAAAUGUGAUGUCGGAUGGCAAGUGGCUGAAGUUAAAGGAUCAUCAAAUAAAACAUGCACACCGAUUUGUUCCAAGCCUUGUGUAAACGGAACAUGUAUAGGUCCUGAAAAGUGUGCCUGUAAUACAGGAUGGCAAUUGACUAGACUGAAUAACUCAAAAAUCAGUUCAUGUCAACCCAAAUGUACUAAGCCUUGUAUCAAUGGUACAUGUGUGGCACCAGAAACUUGUCACUGUGCAAAAGGAUAUAUAAAAUCAGAUCCGUAUAACUGCAAGCCAUUCUGCUCUACUGGGUGCCCAAAUGGUGUUUGUGUAGACCCAGAAACUUGCGUCUGUAACUCAGGGUGGCAACUGAUUCAACUUAAGGGUAUCAACACAAAUAUAUGUCAACCUGUUUGCUCAAAACCCUGUAUUAAUGCUACAUGUGUUGGCCCAGAAGCCUGUAUAUGUAUAAGUGGAUAUAUCAGGACUGAUAAGUAUAGCUGCAAGCCUUUCUGCUCCAGUGGGUGCCCACACGGCACCUGUAUUGGCCCUGAGACUUGUAAAUGUAUUGACGGUUGGGGAGUGAUUAAAUCAGAAGGGUCCACCAACAAAACCUGCCAACCUAUAUGUUCAAAGCCUUGCGUAAAUGGAAUGUGUGUAGCACCUGAGACCUGUAAAUGUAUAAAUGGAUAUUCCAAAUCUGGAAAUUAUAGCUGCGAGCCGGUUUGCUCCAACGGAUGUCUACAUGGAAUUUGUGUAGCGCCUGAAACUUGUAAUUGUCGUCCAGGGUGGCACAUAUCGAAUGACAAUAAAACUUGUCUCCCAGUUUGUUCCAAGCCUUGUGUAAACGGAACAUGUAUAGGUCCUGAAAAGUGUGACUGUAAUGCAGGAUGGCAAUUGACUAGAUUAAAUAACUCGAAGAUUAGUUCAUGUCAACCCAAAUGUACCAAACCUUGUAUAAAUGGCACGUGUGUUGCCCCAGAGACUUGUAAAUGUCUUGAUGGUUACGUGAAGUCUGACGAGAAUGUAUGUAUGCCUCAUUGCCAUGAUGGAUGUCCUAACGGCGUUUGUAUCAGUCCAGACACGUGCGUCUGUAAUCCUGGCUGGAAGAUGACACAGAACAACAUACUGAAUGGAACCUGUCAGCCGGAGUGCAGUCCACCUUGUGUCAAUGGUUCUUGUACAGCUCCCGGAAGGUGCGAAUGUUAUUUUGGCCAUGAGAAAUCGGAAAAGAAGAAUGUCUGCCGACCACGCUGCUCCAAUGGGUGCAAGAACGGUGUAUGUGUCAGUCCUGAUAAUUGUAUCUGCAACGCUGGAUGGGAAACGAGGAAUGGGUCGUGUCAGCCGGUGUGUACUACACCGUGCGUGCACGGCGCAUGCGUUGGUCCUGACACCUGCGUGUGUCUCGCUGGGUAUGAAGCAGGAGACAACAAUACUUGUGUGCCACGCUGUGCUGCCGGCUGUUCUCACGGAGUAUGUGUGAGUCCUGACAACUGUAUGUGUGACCCGGGAUGGCACAGAAAUACCGUCAAUGGCUCAUGUGAGCUUGAUAGUCCGAAAAACAGAAAGAAGAUAGAAAAUUGGAUUCAAACCAACUGGGUAUAUGUUGCGGCGGUUGGAGCCAGCAGUUUGUUGCUGCUAACUUUCAUCUUCAUAGUAUUAUGUUCAAAGAGAAAGCGAUCUUCUCAGAAUGAUGGAGCUACAGUAAUUUCGGUUCAAGAAUUCGUUCACAAAAACUUCAACCCCCACAAGACGAAACAAAGUUACGACGUAAAUUGCAAGAAUUCAGAACUUACAAUGAUAUUAAACAUUGAUGUUAUUAAAAUUCUUAUUUGGUAUAUUAUAGUGCUACAACUAACACAAGUUUCGAGUCAAAUUUGUGUAGAAACUAAACUGAGUUACCGUGAUGUUCCUGAAACCUAUACAUAUACCUACAUGGAGGCUUACGAGAAGUCAAACUGCCUGUUCUGGUGUACCGAUACUAGAGUGGCUACUGCAGUCGGUACGAGAAUUGUCCGUAAACCAGUGCCCGAACAAGUUCACGUAUGCUGCGAAGGAUACACACAACAUGACAACAAUAACGGGACCAGUAUUAACUGCGAGCCUUAUUGUUCACCUCCUUGUGUUAAUGGCUACUGCAAGUCUCCAGGAGUGUGUGCCUGUAACGCUGGCUACUUGCCCGACACGUUUGCCAAUCAGAACUGUUCUCCUUUGUGCAUCAAACCAUGUAACCAUGGAACGUGUGUCGCACCCAACACGUGCAAAUGCGACGAAGGCUACAACCUGGUCGACGAAGCAUGUGAACCAAUUUGCUCUAAACCUUGCUAUAACGGCACCUGUGUUACUCCAGAAACCUGUCAGUGCCUACCAGGUUACAAAAAAACUGAAAAUGAUACAUGCGAACCUUUUUGCUCCAACUACACUGAAACUGGCGACUGUAUCUAUUCAGUUAUUUGUGAACCUGGAUGGAAUAAAGUAAUUAGGGAUUCAAUUGGAAUAUGUGAACCAAUAUGCACAACCCCGUGUAACAAUGGGACUUGCGUAGCACCCGAAACAUGUAAAUGUCUCGAAGGGUACGAGAAAACUGGUGAUAAUAACUGUCAGCCGCAUUGUUCUUGGUGUGAACAUGGCACCUGCAUUGGUCCUCAAAUUUGCCUUUGUGAUCCUGGAUGGUAUAAAAACGAGUCGAAUGGCAAUUGCCUUCCGCAUUGCGACAAUAAAUGCGGUAACGGCACAUGUAUAGCUCCAAAUACUUGCGAAUGUUUACCAGGUUAUGAAGUUACUCGAAGAGACAUUAAACUUGGUGAAGAUAGUGCGUUGUGUAAUCCCGUAUGUAAUCAUUGUGACGGUAUGUGUGUUGCUCCUGGGACAUGUUUUUGUGAACCGCCUGAACAUAUGUUACUUGUUGCCAUUAAUGGAGAGCCAUGUGACUGUGUAGACAAUUGUUCUGAUUCAGCACAUAAAUGUGAGAGAACAGUUUGUCUGCUAACUACUACAGUUUCAAGUGUAACUAAAAUGAAUGCAGUCAAAACUUCUGCUCCUAAAGAUACGGAUAUUUAUACAUUAAGACCAACUGAUAUUGAGAUAGUUGAGGGGACUACAGAUAAGACUACGGAUUGGGAUCAAAAUCAAUUAAUGAUUAGUGAAGCACCAUGGUACAACUCAAGUUGGUUCUACGUGGUUGGAUCUCUUACUGUAAUGGCAUCAAUUGUAACGAUAGCCGCCAUUUUGAAAAGGAGAUAUUUAAGAACAAUCAGGAGACUAUUUAAUAGACAGAUUUCAGAUUCCGAUACAACUACAGCUGUACAUUAUUCACAAAACAUUGGCUGAUACAAUUAAUUAACCUGUUGCUACUUUAUUUUGAUAU
Messenger RNA from Spodoptera litura, 3858 nucleotides. Lineage: Eukaryota; Metazoa; Arthropoda; Insecta; Lepidoptera; Noctuidae. The record is from RefSeq and is a predicted model, not a curated record.